This is a messenger RNA of Rhincodon typus (whale shark), 465 nucleotides long. RefSeq names its product 3-hydroxyanthranilate 3,4-dioxygenase (gene haao). Bases 1 to 465 code for a protein of 154 amino acids. Gene Ontology annotation, cellular component: cytoplasm. Gene Ontology annotation, biological process: quinolinate metabolic process; 'de novo' NAD+ biosynthetic process from L-tryptophan. NCBI's taxonomy places the organism in Eukaryota, Metazoa, Chordata, Chondrichthyes, Orectolobiformes, Rhincodontidae. Gene Ontology annotation, molecular function: 3-hydroxyanthranilate 3,4-dioxygenase activity; iron ion binding. The record is from RefSeq and is a predicted model, not a curated record. The transcript is spliced from 5 exons.
AUGCUUUUCAGGCACAGUGGCCAGUUAAAAGUUAUGUUUGUUGGAGGACCUAAUGAACGGAAAGAUUACCACAUAGAAGAGGGAGAAGAGUUGUUUUACCAAUGCCAAGGUGACAUGUGCCUGAAGAUCAUAGAGAAAGGAAAACAUAAAGAUGUGCACAUUCGAGAAGGAGAGAUGUUUUUGCUACCAGCUCGAGUACCUCAUUCCCCUCAGCGACAGGCAAACACGGUGGGGUUGGUCUUUGAAAGGACGAGGCUGAAGACAGAGUUAGAUGGACUCAGAUACUAUGUUGACAAUUCCACUGAUGUGCUGUUUGAAAGAUGGUUCUACUGUGAAGACCUGGGCACCCAGCUUGCUCCCAUCAUAAAGGAAUUUUUCAACUCUGAAGAAUAUAGAACUGGGAAACCAAAUCCAGGUACAGAAUGUAUCCAAAUAAUUCAAGUCUGUGCUAUUGAUAACAUUUGA